Molecule: messenger RNA, 918 nt
Organism: Hydra vulgaris (swiftwater hydra)
Lineage: Eukaryota; Metazoa; Cnidaria; Hydrozoa; Anthoathecata; Hydridae
Molecular function (GO): zinc ion binding
Source: RefSeq, a predicted model, not a curated record
AUGUCUGAUUCUUCCUCUGAUAACGAAAAAAUUAAACCAUUUAUGGAUGAAAUUAAAAAUUGGAAUGUUGUUAAACUGAAAGAAUUCCUGCAAGCAAGGAGUAUUCCUCUUGGUGAAAAUCCUUCAAAAAAAAAAUUGUUAAAAAACGUUUAUUAUGCCAAUAAACUUAAAUUACCAUUAAAUAAAACUGUACAACAAGAAACUGAAGAAAUUAAAUCCAGAUCUCUUCAAAAAUUAAAAUUAAAAUCAGGUGUCCAGCUUCCCCAUCCUUUUGAAAUCGGAUAUUGGGUGUUAGAAAAAGAAGUAGUAAUAAAAUUUUUACCAACCACAGACUAUUUGGACAUUGAAACUUAUUCUUUUCUCACUCACAGUUCUAAAGCCUUGAAAGAAGGACAUUCUCUUUAUUCUUCAGGUCAUGUAACCUCAGUUGCUUUUAACAGCUUAUCAGAUGCUGUAAAUUUUUGUUAUUUAAAAGGAACUGUAGUCCCUCAAACAAGAAUAAAUGAUGAAGAAUAUGAAUCAUGGGUAUGUUUGAAUAAAAACGGAAGUAUAUUCACUGCAGAAUGCAAUUGUGUAGCCGGUUAUGGAGAAAGCUGCAAACAUAUAUUUGCUUUGUUGUUGUUUGUCGAAGAGCAUGUGCGAUUAGGAGAUAAUCUAACAUGCACAUCAGUAAAACAAAAGUGGGGGACUAAAACACAGAAGAGAAAAUUGCAUGAGGCAGAUAUAUUUCAAAAUAUUUCCAUUAAAAAAGUCAAAUCAAGCUUAGAAAAUAGUAAUCUAAAACUCAGUCGAUUCUUAUAUGAUCCUCGUCCUUAUUAUUUAAAGCAGUCAGAGUUUACAAAGGAAGAUUGGGAAGCAGUUGCAGAAGCAACAGAUGGAAAAUGUGCUGUAAUUUGCCUCAAGCCAAAUAUACAGUAG